This is a messenger RNA of Stylonychia lemnae, 2235 nucleotides long. The record is from the annotation of a GenBank genome assembly. NCBI's taxonomy places the organism in Eukaryota, Ciliophora, Spirotrichea, Sporadotrichida, Oxytrichidae.
AUGUAAAGUAAAUAUUAAAGAGUUAGUUUCGAUUAUCUUAUUGAAUAAUAGCGAAUCGAAGAGCGAAAGAUCUAGAUUGCUAAGAGUAUACUUGAUAGCAUCGAUUAGUUAGAAUCUGAGCCAGAUGCAGUAAAACGAUGGGGCUGGGAGUUACUAUAAAAUGCUUAGGAUGCUUCAAACGAUAAUAUUUCUGUGAAGGUCAGAAUAGUUUUAGAGAAAAAUAAAUUAAGAUUUAUGCAUAAUGGGAAACCAUUCAGUCUCAAGGAUAUUUAAAAUUUAGUUGAAAAAGGAUCCGAUAAGGACAGACCUGAGUUAAAGAAUGAGGAAGUUGAAAAUGAGGAUGAUUUUGACAGCUUUACUACCCUAAACACUACUCGCUCUAUGCACAAAACAGAUCAAGUAUAAAUUUAGGAUCUUGAUGAAAUGAUAAUUCCAGAGACUACUGGAAGGUUUGGUACAGGAUUCCUUACUACUUAUUUAUUAUCAAAGAAGGUCAAAGUAGAGGGGGUAUUCAAUUAUAACUAGCAAGGCAUGAAUAUUUACAAAAAGUUUGAAUUGAUCCUUAAUCGAGACACGAAAAGUGUUAAGCAAAUGUUACAAUACAACUCAAGAUCAUCAGAAGUUUACAAAAAUCUAGAUGAUGAUGAAAAAUGGCCUCCACUUAAUUAUUAUGAACCUGGAAUCGACUUUGACACUUGUUUUUCUUACUACUUAUCAGAUAUAGGAAUGCAAAAUGCGAAAGAGGGUCUUUUGAAUUUAUACUCUUCUACUCCUUAUGUUCUAGCUUUUAGCAAGAAACUUGAAAUUAUUGAAAUUUUUGACAUGAUUGAGUAGAAAGAAAAAAUCUUUAGAAUCGAUCGAAAGCCUAUUUCUAAUUCGAAGAAUGUUUCGCUUUUGAAAUAUUAUGUCAAUGAUAAUGAAUAGCUCCUAAUAAAAGCCGAGAGCUAAAAAUCUUCAAUAGCUUGUUUUGUUUAGAAAAAAUAAGAGGGAAAUGUAACUAAUUUAGAUAUUAUUUAGAUGGAUAGUAAUGUGCCUAAUUUCUUUGUAGAUUACCCCUUGAUAGGCUCCACACCCUCCAAUAUUUCAGUAGUGUUCAAUUCUCACAUUUUUUAUCCGAACGAGAAGAGAUCUGGUAUUUGCUUAGACUAAAAUCUUGGAUUUAAAGCAAAGAUAAAUGGUCUUGUAAUGCAAGAUCUAGCUAAAUUAUUUUCAUAGUUCCUGGACGUUGUUAUUUAAAAUGGAUUUUCAAGUAUUCAUCAUUUAAGACUCUCGAUAAAUAGUUUAAAUGAUAAUUCCUCACGUAUACUUCGGACCUACCUAUUUGAACCAAUUAUUAAGAAAUUUGUUUCCACAAAGAUAAUUGAGCUUCAAGGUUGUGGAAGAGCUGAACUAAAAAAUAUUAAAAUUCCAGAUAUAUCUGAGAGAAAUUUGAAACCAGAAAACUAACAACAGGUUAUAGAUUUAUGGGAAAUAUUAAACAUCAUAUAUAAAAAUGAUCUAUUAAUUAAACGAGAUUUUUUGUACAUUUAGAACUGGAUUUAAGUAUUUUAUGAUCCAGAUUGGAAUAAACAUUUUCAAAAGAAGAAUAAAGUAGCCAUCCUUGAUAUUCUAAAAGAUUUAAAUAAUCUGGGAAAUGUGGAAGAUAUUCAAAGUACAUUUAAUCUAUCUUCAUACUCUGAGGUUCAAACUUUUAUGGAGAGUAUUUACAGGUAUCUAGUCAAAUACAAGAAUCUUACAUUAAAUGAGGAAAUCAAAGAUUAUAGGCUUUUUAUUAACUAAAGGAGUUGCCUAUCUAAAUUUUCUAGUCUUAUGUAUGAUGACAAUAUUGAUGAAUACUAUAAAUCUUUACUUUAGCAAUAUAAAUUUGAUUUAAAAUCCAUACUCUUUACAAAAGAUUUUUAUCCAACUAUGUUUCCUGACAUUCCAAAAAUGACUGUAAAUUCACUUGAUGAAGCUCUAUUUGAUUCAGUCUAAUAAGUUUUGGGAAAUCUUAAAAAUCUUAUCAAGCCAAUCAAAUUGCAAAGCAGAAUAAUUAGAAACUAUUAAACUUAAGAGACAUUACUUAGAAUAAAUAAUAUCUAUGAUCUACAACAAUUUUGUUAUUCAAUUAUAGGACUAGAAAAAGCUCCAGUGGUUACAUUACAGUAGUUGCAUUCAAACAAUGGGUUUAUGAGUUCUCUGGGAAUCUAAUAAAAUUCUAAGCCAGAAAAUGAUACAAAAAUUGAUGAUUUUUGA